Molecule: messenger RNA, 2253 nt
Organism: Triticum turgidum subsp. durum (durum wheat)
Lineage: Eukaryota; Viridiplantae; Streptophyta; Magnoliopsida; Poales; Poaceae
Source: the annotation of a GenBank genome assembly
AUGUCUGGUGGUGCUUCCAAAAGAUUUGGUGAGAAUGAAGACUUUGAACUUCUGCUGAGCAAAAGUGAUAUCAGAGAAUCAUCUUACCGCAAGCACUCCCUGUGGAUGGCACACUGGACAAGAGAUGGCCACAGUGCAGAACCUCAAAAUAGCAAGAGCUGUAGUCCGUUUGAGGAAAUCGAUGAUGUCGGAUAUUCAAAAGAUUGUGGGAAUUUACCUUUUGAGCUCAUGAAAGCUAGGAUGGCUGAAAGUUUGAUGGUUGGAGUUAGCCAUGGAGGUGCAUCUUCCGGGAAUACACAGCAAUUCAGUUCUAAUACGUGGGGUGUAGCACAUGAUGUUUGCCAAGAAGUUCAAUGCAAGAAUACUGAUCAGUUUAAUAGACCUUUCGAAAGAUCUAUGGUACAGAAAAAUCUGAAUGUAUAUGCUGCUAAGACAGUGAUAUCAGAAAGAUUUUCUGUACAUAAGCCUUCAGAUUUAUCUGUGGAUUCUCAUAAACUUUUGAGCUCUGACAAUCUGAGUUCAGAAUGGAGCCAUUUUCCUAUGUUUGCAAUCAAUAGGAAAAUUGACAGUAUACUCAACCCAAGACGGUCUGCUCUUUCUGUGUCAUCUGAUAAAUUUUUUGUUCCACAAUAUAAUUUGAAGGCAAAUAUAUCUGCGUCUAAUACAAUGGCAUUUUCAUCAAAGGAAUAUCAGUUCCACACACACCAAGUAUCUGAUGAAAAUAUGACUCGCUGCAAAUCUGCAGCAGUCAUCCAACCUCAUCAAGAUGAUUGUCUCGGUCUCAAUUCUGACCAUGCAGGAAGAAAUCUGAAAGGACAUUUGUCAGUUGAAGAAUCGUGCUCUUGCAGUAAGGAUGAAACUAACUCCCUUGGUAGCCCAUCAAAAGGGUCACCUUAUCAGUCUAGCAAGAAUAAAGACAUAUUUUCAGCAAGCAGAAAAGACGAUGAAAUUGUUGAAGCUUUGUUGGAACAGAAGUUAGGAACAUCUGAAAGAUGCCAAAAACAACAGGAUUGGGAGGAAGUAGUAUUUUAUGAGCCAGCAUUAGAUAGACAAUACCAGAUGAAAUCAGUUGAUGCUUCUUCCAUUGGCAAGGGCAUUGAUGUGGACAUUAAUGGCCAAGGUGUGACAUUUCCUAAUUUGUUACAAGGUGAACAACAAUAUCGCAAAGUGGAUUCUGCUGUGAAUUUCACAGAGAUCUCCAAGUUACUGGAUAAAAUUGAAAAGGCACCAGUAAUGAAGAGCAAAGGUGAAGCACUGGCUUGUAGAAAACCACCAAGGCAAAAAUUGACAAAUAGCAAGCAAAAAGGGUCCUGCUUAUUUGAAAUGUUAACGGUACCAUCCAAAUCACAUCUCACAUGCUCCAAAGAUCCAACAUAUUCGGUGAAUUCUCGCAGUAACACAAGCAGAUGUUCAUUGGAAACACAGAAACAGUUCUCGACAAAAACAGAUACAUUGUACAGCGAUACUCAUGAUGCAUCAAAAUCCAUAGCAGGGUUCGCUUCAACGUCAACACAAAAGGACUCUGGUUACCCAGACUCAGAAAAAACUGAACGGGUAGUCUCUUCCUCAACUAAAAGAGUAUCAAGCUGCUGUGAAGGAAAUGAAACAAUCAACAUGAGCUCGGAGCAUCAAAACUCUUAUUCCAAAGCAACUUGUGCUAGUAAGAAAGAAUGGAGCAUACCCAAAACGUCAAGCAUGAAUUUGGAUCUAGUUCUUUUUCAAAUGAGCAGAAUGAGAAAUCCGAUUUCCAAGGCUCCAACUGAGUCACCAGUAUGCUCAGACCCAAAUGACAAGUGGCUGAAACGCCUGAAAUGUGAUACUUCAGAUCCACAUGUUCCUUGUUCCAAGAAACCAAAGACUGGAGACAUAGCAACUCCUGGAGGAGCAUGUGCCGUGUUUGGUCAAGUGCUUGAUUAUAAAAGGGACAGUGCUUGCAUGAUCAAACAGGUUAAGGAGGACCAAGUGGUGCAUGAAACAUUGAUGGACCAACAAAACCAAGAUGCGUCUCCUAUGUCAACAAAAAGUCUUAAUCACUGGAUAGGGAGGUGGUGCCAAGGUGGCUCCCCUAGUUUUCAUGGAGCUUCGAGUCCAGCAAAGCAAUCGCGAAAGUCUAACACACCACCUGAUUGUCUUGAAGGUCAGUUUCCAAGCAUCGCCGCGAUGGCUAUGAUGGGGCGUGUAAUGAACAAGCUCCGCCCUUGUGAACUUGAGAAGAGGGGUCCUUCUGUAGUCUGGAAGACAGAGGGGUUAUGA